AUGUCCUCUCGUUUUUUGACCAAACUCUUCUUGGGUGUUGGUGGUGUUCUCUUCACUACUCACAUUGCUGCCGGUUCUCCAAAAACUGAUAUGACUGGUGUUGUCUCUGAUUCUCCAAUGUAUAAAACUUUGAAGAAUUCUUGCAAGGAUAUUCAAUGUCAAGUUGAAGAACUCAAGAAGCAAGGAAAAUCAUUGGAUAACCAAGAUGAAACUAUUGAAACCAUCUGUUCCAAGCAAUUGGAUUCUGGUGUUUGCAAGGCUCUCAUGGUUGGAAACUUUGAAAAAUUCAAGUCUGGUACUUUUUCUAACACUGAUUUGAUGGAAUAUGUUGCUCAUCAAAUUGCUAAGGAAAGAAAGGAAAAUCCACAUGGUCAUCAUGGUCACCAUUAA
This is a messenger RNA of Naegleria gruberi, 390 nucleotides long. RefSeq lists its product as uncharacterized. The transcript has 2 exons. The coding region runs from base 1 to 390 and encodes 129 amino acids. Lineage: Eukaryota; Heterolobosea; Eutetramitea; Acrasida; Naegleriidae. The record is from RefSeq and is a predicted model, not a curated record.